GGUCCAACUCGUGGCAGGUGGUGUCGGCCGGCGGCGGCGUGGUCCAGGGAGGCUACGGCCACAGCAGCGCCUUCGACGAGGUCAGCGGCUGCGUGUUCGUCCACGGAGGCUACAAGGCUCUGAGCAACAACAAGUACGGCCUGGUGGACCACAUGUACCGCUACCACGUCCACACCAAGACAUGGCUGAUCCUCAGGGAGAGCGGCUUGGCGCGGUACCUCCACUCGGCGGUGCUGCUGAGCGGCACGCUGCUGGUCUUCGGGGGAAACACCCACAACGACACGUCGCUGAGCAACGGAGCCAAGUGUUUCUCUGCCGACUUCCUGGCGUACGACAUCGCCUGUGAUGAGUGGACCGUCCUCCCCAGACCCGGACUGCACCGAGACGCCAACCGCUUCGGACACUCCGCCGUGGUCAGCAACGGCUCCAUGUACAUCUUUGGGGGGUUUUCGGGUCUGCUUCUGAAUGACGUGCUGGCCUACACCCCUCCGUCCUGCCGGGCCUUCUCCAGCCCGACUCUGUGUGCUGCUGCCGGGCCGGGCCUUCGCUGCCACUGGGUCAGGACCGGCUGCGUCCCCUGGGAGCCCAGAGCGCCGGAGCACACAUCUCCUCCUCCUCCUUUCUGCCCUCCACAACCUGACAGCACAGACGAACAGUGCUUCCGGUUCUCGGACUGCGCCAGCUGCACGGCCAACACCAGAGGAUGUCAGUGGUGCGAGGACAGGAAGUGCAUCUCCGCAUCCAGCAACUGCACCGUGUCGGUGAGAGACUCGUCCAGGUGCAAGCGCCGGGAGGAGCAGGAGUGUUUCCGGCUCGCCAACUGCAGGAGCUGCUCCCUGAACGCCAACUGCCAGUGGGAGGCGCAGCAGCAGGAGUGUCAGGCGCUGCCCGGGAAGCUGUGCGGGGACGGCUGGCACCACGUCGGGGAGGCCUGCCUGAGGAUCAACUCCAGCAGGGAGAGCUACGACAACGCCCAGCACUACUGCAAGAACCUGGGAGGGAACAUCGCCUCUCUGCUCACGGACAAACAGGUCAACUUUGUGCUGGAGGAGCUGCAGAAGUAUCAGCUGCAGGAAAAGACGCUGUCCCCCUGGGUCGGCCUGAGGAAGAUCAACGUGUCGUACUGGGGCUGGGAGGACGCCUCGCCCUUCACCAACACCAGCCUGCGCUGGCUACCCGGAGAGCCCAGCGACUCCGGCUUCUGCGCCUACCUGGAGCGGACGCAGGUGUCCGGCCUGAAGGCCAACCCCUGCACCGCCACCACCGACGGCCUGAUCUGUGAGAAACCUGCCGGGAGUCCACAGAGUCAGAGCGCUCGUCCCUGCAAGACGCCGUGCGCUCUCCGCACCAGCUGCGCUAACUGCACCAGCCAGGCCAUGGAGUGCAUGUGGUGUGGAAGCACUCAGCGCUGCGUGGACUCCUCGGCCUACGUCAUCUCCUUCCCCUACGGACAGUGUCUGGAGUGGCAGACCCAGGACUGCUCUGCCCAGAACUGUUCGGGUCUGAGGACCUGCGCCGACUGCCUGGAGAGGGUGGAGUGUGGCUGGUGUGGAGAUCCCAGCAACACCGGCAGAGGCGUCUGCAUGGAGGGUUCCUACCGAGGCCCUCUGAAGCCCCUGAGUCCGAGGGCCGGGCCCCGAGAGCGGGAGAGGCUACGAGACCGGGACAUGGUGGUGGAUCAGAACCUGUGCUCGUCUGACCGAGGAUACAACUGGGCCUUCAUCCAGUGUCCCGCGUGCCAGUGCAACGGCCACAGCAGGUGUGUGAACGGCAGCGUUUGCGAGCACUGCGGGAACCUGACGGCGGGGACGCACUGCCAGAGCUGCAUGGCCGGUUACUAUGGCGACCCCACCAACGGAGGGAAGUGCAACGCGUGCCAGUGCAACAGCCACGCCAACGUUUGCCACGUCAACACGGGGAAGUGCUUCUGCACCACCAAGGGCGUCAAGGGAGACCAGUGUCAGCUAUGUGACUCAGAAAACCGUUACCUUGGCAACCCUCUCCGAGGAACAUGUUAUUACAACCUGCUGAUCGAUUACCAGUUUACCUUCAGUCUGCUGCAGGAGGACGACCGCUACUACACCGCCAUCAACUUCAUGGCCACACCUGAGCAGGCCAACAAAAACCUGGACAUGUCCAUCAACGCCUCCAACAACUUCAACCUCAACAUCACGUGGUCCUUAAGCUCCACAGCCGGAACCAUCUCCGGUGAAGAGAUGCCCAUCAUAGCGAGGACCAACAUCAAGGAGCACCGCGACAGCUUCUCCUGUGAGAAGUUCAACUUCCGGCUCCACCACAACAUCACCUUCUACGUCUACGUGUCCAACUUCAGCUGGCCCAUCAAGAUCCAGAUUGCGUUCUCGCAGCACAACAGCAUCAUGGACCUGGUGCAGUUCUUCGUUACCUUCUUCAGCUGUUUCCUGUCGCUGCUGCUGGUCGCCGCUGUGGUUUGGAAAAUCAAGCAGACCUGCUGGGCGUCACGACGUCGAGAGCAGCUGAUGAGAGAGCGACAGCAGAUGGCCAGUCGUCCCUUCGCUUCGGUCGCCGUGGCGCUGGAGGUGGGCGGCGACCAGGAGGAGCUGCUGCAGGCGGUGCCGAAGCCCAUCGCCAUGGAGCCGUGUUGGGGCAGCGGGGCAGGUGUUCUGACGGUGCUGCUGUACCUGCCGAGGGUCCCGUCUGGGAUCCCUCCACCUGGACAGUCCGGCAUCGCUGUAGCUGUGUCGUCCUUCUCCUUCCUGACCUCCUCACACACCCUCCUCCUCCCUCCGGGCGUCCGACUGGAGAGCUGCUUGACAGGAAGAGGAGGCCGAGGAUGGGAAACUCAGCUCCGUUGA
This is a messenger RNA of Stegastes partitus (bicolor damselfish), 2834 nucleotides long. RefSeq names its product attractin-like protein 1. Gene Ontology annotation, molecular function: protein binding. The annotation marks the transcript as partial. The record is from RefSeq and is a predicted model, not a curated record. NCBI's taxonomy places the organism in Eukaryota, Metazoa, Chordata, Actinopteri, Pomacentridae. The transcript has 21 exons. Gene Ontology annotation, cellular component: Golgi apparatus.